Molecule: messenger RNA, 723 nt
Organism: Strongylus vulgaris
Lineage: Eukaryota; Metazoa; Nematoda; Chromadorea; Rhabditida; Strongylidae
Source: the annotation of a GenBank genome assembly
AUGACCACAAAACUUGACUUCAAAGCAGAAUUCCAAGGAGAGCCACUGGAUCACGAAACUCUCAUCAAGAAGCCCUGGAUUUCGCCGAGCGGAGAAAAGUUCCCACUAAAGCUUCGACUUAUCCUGAAAAGAAAAAGCGCUGUUGAACAGAUCAAAAUCGUUGCUCAUAAUGAACUCACUCCACAAGAAGUGGUCAUAUCUACUGCAGAAAACGAACCUAAUGGUGCCGAAAAAGUUUUAGGCACAUUGCGUUUCAACGCAGAUUCUAAUGGUAAAUAUGAACUUAAGACGAUUUACCUGGAUGUCACUUGUACGUCCAUCAUUCUUUCCAUACAAAAAGGGUUCGAAAGAGAUGUCGGCAAAAGUGGGCAGGUUGGACUUGCGGAAGUGCAAGUCCUCGGCCGAUACGAAAUGAAUAUGGAGCAACCGGAGGUGCUUUCUCCAGUUGGUGAUCAGAAGAUUACACUAGAAGAUGGACGAUUUACAGCCGAGAUUGACGAACUUUUGCAAAGAGUGGAGAAGAACAAGCAGAGGAGUGCCCAGAGCGAAAAUUUUGGGUUAGCGACAACAGCCCAACUGCGAUCGCAAUUGUUGACAAAAGCUCGAGGUGAAAUGGAACAGCUUGAACGUGAUCAGCGUAGUGCGAUAAGUGAGGAAGACUUCCAUCGAGCUCUGGAUCUUCAACAAGAGAUGAAAAUUCUGCGAGGAAAUGUCUUAGCGGCA